AUGCUUGCUGCCUCUGACUUGCGUCUGACAUUGUUGCUCUGCUGGCUGGUUGUACCCCAGCCCACCCAGCCUGAGAGGCUUUUCCACAGCCGGGAUCGUUCGGACCUGGAGCCAUCUCCUCUGAGCCAGGCCAAGCCCAUUGCCGACCUCCAUGCUGCUCAGAGAUUCCUAUUGAAAUAUGGCUGGUCAGAGGAGCCUCACCCAAAGGAGUCAGCAAGGGUCUCUGUGGGCUCCACCUUGGCUCAAGCUGUGCGUAGAUUCCAGAGGGCGAACAGACUGCCAGCCAGCGGGGAACUAGACUUGCCUACACUGGCAGCUAUGAACAGGCCACGCUGUGGCAUCCCUGACACAAAGCUGCCACCUCAGGCUGCCCUGCCAACCCCUUUAGGUCUCCGGCCCAGGGCCCGGCAAAAGCGCUUCCUUCAAAUGCUGCUGCCCAAGCCAGGUGGGCAACAUGAGGACACCUCAGACACUGGGCCCAGCAGGGCCUUCUCCAAGAAGACACUGACCUGGAGGCUGGUGGGAGAUGCCUACAGCAGCCAGCUCUCCGUGGAAGAGCAGAGAUAUAUCUUUAGGCUGGCCUUCAGGAUGUGGAGUGAGGUGACACCACUGGACUUCCGGGAGGACCUCACUGCCCCUGGCACCAUGGUGGACAUAAAGCUAGGUUUUGGGAGAGGCCGGCACUUGGGUUGUCCAAGGCUGUUUGACGGGAGUGGACAGGAGUUUGCACACGCCUGGCGUCUGGGUGAGAUCCACUUUGAUGAUGAUGAGCACUUCACCCCCCUCUCCAGUGACACGGGCAUCAGCCUUCUCAAAGUAGCUGUCCAUGAAAUUGGCCAUGUCCUGGGAUUGCCUCACACCUACAGGGCAGGAUCCAUAAUGCAACCAAACUACAUUCCCCAGGAGCCUGCAUUUGAGUUGGACUGGUCAGACAGGAAAGCAAUUCAAAGACUAUAUGGGUCAUGUGAGGGAUCAUUUGAUACAGUGUUUGACUGGAUUCGCAAGGAGAGGAACCAAUAUGGUGAGGUGAGGGUGAGGUUCAACACCUACUUCUUCCGCAGUAGCUGGUACUGGCUCUAUGAAAACCGUAACAACAGGACUCGCUAUGGGGACCCUCUCCAAAUUCUCACUGGCUGGCGUGGAAUCCCCAUGCAAAGCAUCGAUGCCUUCGUCCAUGUCUGGUCAUGGGGAAAAGAUGAGCGGUACUUUUUUAAAGGAAAUCAAUACUGGAGAUAUGACAGCGAGAAUGACCAGGCACACACAGAAGAUGAACAAGGAAGGAGGUACCCCAAAUUGAUUUCGGAAGGCUUCCCUGGCGUCCCCAGUCCCCUGGACACUGCCUUUUAUGAGCGGAGGCAGCAGUUAAUUUACUUCUUCAAGGAGUCUCUAGUAUUUGCUUUUGAUGUCAACCAAAACCAAGUACUUAAUUCUUAUCCAAAGAUGAUGAGCCAAGUGUUUCCAGCAAUAAUGCCACAAAACCAUCCAUUCAGAAACAUCGACUCAGCUUACUACUCUUAUGCACACAGCUCUGUCUUCUUUUUCAAAGGCAACUCAUACUGGAAAGUAGUUAGUGACAAGGACAGACAACAGAACGCUCAGCUUCCUCUGAAUGGCUUAUUUCCCAAAAAAUCAAUUUCAGAGAAGUGGUUUGAUGUUUGUGAUGUCCAUAUCUCUACACUGAACAUGUAA
Molecule: messenger RNA, 1689 nt
Organism: Peromyscus eremicus (cactus mouse)
Lineage: Eukaryota; Metazoa; Chordata; Mammalia; Rodentia; Cricetidae
Gene: Mmp21
Product: matrix metallopeptidase 21
Exons: 7
Coding region: 1-1689 (562 amino acids)
Biological process (GO): collagen catabolic process; proteolysis; extracellular matrix organization
Cellular component (GO): extracellular matrix
Molecular function (GO): zinc ion binding; metalloendopeptidase activity
Source: RefSeq, a predicted model, not a curated record